CCUUUCUCCCCCGCUGCAGCUCUAGCAGGAGGCGGCGCGGACACGCGUGGAUGUGGUCUCCGGCCCCCGAGCCACCCGGCCCCGAGAUCUAAUAGUACAAUGUCAACUGGAAGGGUACGAACAAAAAAAAAGGCAUGUUCUUCAGACCAGUCUCCAGACAACCUUCCUCUGAGGAGUUCUGGAAGACAGGUGAAGAAGAAAGCGGCUGAAGCAGCAGAUGAUGAUGAUGAAGCGUCAGAGAAGAAAUAUAGAAAGUGUGAAAAAGCUGGAUGCACUGCAACGUGUCCCGUUUGCUUUGCCAGUGCAGCUGAAAGAUGUGCUAAAAAUGGGUAUACGUCUAGAUGGUAUCAUCUUUCCUGUGGGGAACACUUCUGCAAUGAAUGUUUUGACCACUAUUACCGAAGCCAUAAAGAUGGUUAUGAGAAAUACACUGCCUGGAAAAGGAUUUGGACAAGUAAUGGUAAAAGUGAGCCCAGUCCAAAAGCCUUCAUGGCUGAUCAACAGCUUCCUUACUGGGUGCAGUGCACAAAACCAGACUGUGGUAAAUGGCGUCAGUUGACAAAGGAAAUCCAGCUGACACCACAAAUAGCAAAAACCUACAGAUGUGGUAUGAAACUGAACAAUUCCACCAAGACUGAGGGCUCAGACCAGUGUUCCAUGCCUGAGGACUUGAGAGUGGCUGAAGUUUCAGACCAUUGGUGGUACUCCAUGCUCAUACUCCCUCCUUUGCUGAAAGACAGUGUGGCAGCUCCCUUUCUAGCUGCAUAUUAUCCAGACUGCGUGGGCAUGAGUCCAUCCUGUACCAGCACUAAUCGGUUACCUGGUGAAUCCAACCUUGUGAAGUUAGAGCACUUAAAGAGCGUGCCUAAUUUGACUGUUGCAGGCAUGAACAAGUAUUUCCAGCCUUUUUACCAGCCCAACGAAUGUGGGAAAGCACUUUGUGUGAGGCCAGAUGUCAUGGAACUGGAUGAGCUUUAUGAGUUCCCAGAAUAUUCACGAGACCCUACCAUGUAUUUGGCUUUGAGAAACCUGAUUUUGGCUCUGUGGUACACAAACUGCAAGGAGGCCCUUACCCCUCAAAAAUGCAUCCAUCAUAUCAUUGUUCGGGGGCUUGUGCGUAUUCGUUGUGUACAGGAAAUGGAGAGGAUACUUUAUUUUAUGACAAGGAAAGGGCUAAUUAAUACAGGGAUUUUAUCAGUCAGUCCUGACCAGUAUCUUCUUCCUAAAGAAUACCACAAUAAAUCUGUCAUUAUUGUUGGGGCUGGUGCGGCAGGAUUAGCAGCAGCCCGACAACUGCACAACUUUGGAAUUAAGGUCAUUGUCUUAGAAGCUAAAGACAGAACUGGUGGCCGAGUGUGGGACGAUAAGACAUUCCAAGGAGUCACUGUUGGAAGAGGUGCACAAAUCGUCAAUGGAUGUGUCAACAACCCAAUGGCACUAAUGUGUGAGCAACUUGGCAUUAAAAUGCACAAACUAGGGGAGAAAUGUGACUUGAUCCAGGAAGGUGGAAGGAUAACAGAUCCCACUAUUGAUAAACGUAUGGACUUUCAUUUCAAUGCCAUCCUAGAUGUCGUCUCUGAGUGGAGAAAAGAUAAAACCCAACAUCAAGAUGUUCCUCUUGGUGAAAAAAUACAAGAGAUCUAUAAAGCCUUUAUUCAGGAGUCUGGUAUCCAGUUCAGUGAGCUGGAAGAAAAAGUACUACAGUUCCAUCUCAGUAAUUUGGAGUAUGCCUGUGGCAGCAAUCUCUCUCAGGUAUCUGCACGCUCAUGGGACCACAAUGAAUUUUUUGCCCAGUUUGCUGGAGAUCACACUCUACUAACUGUGGGAUAUUCUACUGUGAUUGAUAAAUUGGCAGAAGGGCUGGACAUCCGGCUGAAUUUCCCAGUACAGAGUAUUGACUAUUCUGGUGAGGAAGUACAGGUCACUACUGCAGAUGGAACAGUGUGGACAACACAAAAGGUGUUAGUGACUGUACCACUGGCCCUUCUUCAGAAAAAUGCCAUUCAGUUUAAUCCUCCACUGUCAGAAAAAAAGAUUAAAGCCAUUAAUAGUUUGGGAGCAGGAGUCAUUGAGAAGAUUGCCUUGCAGUUUCCUUAUAGAUUUUGGGACAGUAAAAUUCAAGGAGCUGAUUUUUUUGGUCAUGUUCCACCCAAUUCCAGCCAGCGUGGGCUCUUCAGUGUUUUCUAUGACAUGGAUCCAGAGGGCAAACAAAGCAUUUUAAUGUCAGUGGUCACUGGAGAUGCUGUGACAACCAUUAAGAAUUUAGAUGACAAACAAGUACUGCAACAGUGUAUGACUGUACUUCGAGAGCUGUUCAAGGAGCAGGAGGUUCCUGACCCAGUGAAGUUUUUUGUUACUCGAUGGAGCAAAGACCCUUGGCUCCAGAUGGCCUAUAGUUUUGUAAAAACUGGUGGCAGCGGUGAAGCUUAUGACAUUAUAGCUGAAGACAUACAAGGAAAAAUAUUUUUUGCUGGUGAGGCCACAAAUAGGCACUUUCCUCAGACCGUUACAGGAGCUUACUUGAGUGGGGUUCGAGAAGCAAGCAAAAUAGCAGCAUUUUAAGUACUGAUAUUUUGUGUUUAUAGAUAUAUUUUUAAUUGUUUUCUGUGGGUAAAACUAUCUUCAAGUUUCCUAUUUGCUGCCUUUUUCCUAAGUGGUACUUAAAUGGUAUAUGGUACCUGAAGAUAAAAUCUUCAUCUUCCUUUUCCUCUUUCUCCCCCACCCCCCUUUUAAGCCCCAAUGAUACAUAUCAUUGGGUUUGGGUUUUUUUCCAGCUAAGGUAUUGCUAGCAAGAGUGACAUUGGAAUCCCUGGCCACAGCUUAACUAACAGAACUUUUGUUGAGAGUCCUCUGCUGUAUGGCUCAAGUCAUGCUAUUGUAAGCCUUCAUUUCAGAAGGUGAGAUUAAAACAAGAGUAAGUUAACAUGCAGCAUUAAAAAUGCUGACAGUUAGUAAUGAUGAUGGGAAUUUUCCACUAACUGUGCUUCUCAGGUUGAUUAUACUCAUAGGAGUUCAAACUUGCUCCCAAAAGCCGGAAUAGCCUAGACAAAUUCUAGAAUUAUUGUAGGAAGGAACUCAACUAUCAUUCUUUCCACUUGCAACCAAUAACCUUUUCUAUAAUAUUUUUCAUAUUCUUAGCCUCCACUAAGUGGGCUUUGGAAUAUCAGGUUUGUUCCUUUAAAUCAGAUGGCUGGAACAGUUUACAGUGCAAUCAUAGAAAGGUUAUUGCAGCUAAUAAAAACUUGAAAAAUUAACUUUUACAUUACUUUAAAAAAAUUUGAAAUGUUCUCUCUGCUACUUAUUCAGAGAAAUUCUUAUUAUAAUAAUAGGCUAAGUUUAGAUUUGCUUAGUGCUUCUGAUCAUGUAGAAACAGGACAGCUUAAAAAAAACCCCACAACUAUAUUUCUAUUAUUAUUUUGAAAAGAAACUUCCAAAUUCAUUUGGGCUGAGUAGAGGAACUAUCUACUGACAUAAGUGUACAGUGGGGGGUGAAGGACUGUAAGUUCCUAAAGGCUCAUUCAGCUUUUCUAUUUAAAAAAUGAGUGAAGAUGAAUGAGAAAAAAUAUUAACACUUUUAUGAAGGGCUGAAACAAGGUGGCUUGCACUUUGACUUGCAGGUUUUUCUUUUAUUAUUGAAGUAUUAUUAAAAACAACUUGAGGGAGUAAUUCACUAAGGGCUAAGCAUCUAUCUAUCUAAUAGCUUUACCAUGGGACAGGGAAGAAAAUAAAAUAUUUUUCAGUAGAAAUAAGACAGACACAACCAGGAUAUCUGUUGUAAUACUGUUCCACUAAAAUGGUAUUAAUGAAAAAAAUUAAAACCAACUUUUAGAUCGCUUCCUCCACACCUUCCCUAUAACUCUACUGCAUAGACCUCAUGAUUUCUGGAAGGAAACUAAGCACUUAUUCUUUUCCCCCCUCAUUCUCAUGCAUAGGCGCUUUUAUUUUUUUAACCUCUUCAGUUAAGAAUGACACAGCAAACUUUGAGUUAUUGUGCUUAUUUCCAUAAAGCUGUAUCCUUGGAAAAAAAUGACAAGCAACCUUAAGAAAAAUCCUACUGAAUAAAUGCAAUUCUUUUUAAAUACCUAGUAUUUUGGUUUUAGAGUAGCUAUGAUAUUGUUAAAUACCUUUAUUUAAUCUCUAAUUUACAAGGUGAAGAUGUUUAUAUAACUAGA
Molecule: messenger RNA, 4172 nt
Organism: Gavia stellata (red-throated loon)
Lineage: Eukaryota; Metazoa; Chordata; Aves; Gaviiformes; Gaviidae
Gene: KDM1B
Product: lysine demethylase 1B
Exons: 21
Coding region: 100-2562 (820 amino acids)
Molecular function (GO): protein binding; oxidoreductase activity; zinc ion binding
Source: RefSeq, a predicted model, not a curated record